Messenger RNA from Opisthocomus hoazin, 1533 nucleotides. Lineage: Eukaryota; Metazoa; Chordata; Aves; Opisthocomiformes; Opisthocomidae. The record is from RefSeq and is a predicted model, not a curated record.
AUGGAAGAAUACGAAGUGUUGAAAGUACUGGGAGAGGGAUCCUUUGGCAGAGUUCUCCUAGUUCAUCAUAGAAUCAGUGACCAGAAGUAUGCAAUGAAGGAAAUAAGACUUCCCAUGUCUUCAUCUGAUGUAGAGAACUCUAGGAAGGAAGCUGUUCUUUUGGCUAAAAUGAAACAUCCAAAUAUCGUUGCCUAUAAAGAAUCAUUUGAAGCUGAUGGACAUCUGUAUAUAGUGAUGGAAUAUUGUGAUGAUGGAGAUCUAAUGCAAAAGAUUAAACACCAAAAAGGAAAGUUCUUCCCUGAAGAUACGAUCCUUCACUGGUUUGUGCAGAUGUGCCUGGGUUUGAAGCACAUUCAUGAUAAACGGGUGUUGCACAGAGAUAUCAAAUCCAAGAAUGUCUUCCUCACUCGAAAUGGAAAAGUCAAAUUGGGAGAUUUUGGAUCUGCGCGCCUUCUUGCACAUCCAGUGUCAUAUGCUUGCACAUAUGUGGGAACUCCUUAUUACGUACCUCCAGAAAUAUGGGAAAGCAUGCCGUACAACAACAAAAGUGAUAUAUGGUCUCUGGGAUGCAUUCUUUAUGAGCUGUGCACUCUUAGACAUCCGUUUCAAGCCAACAGCUGGAAACAUCUCAUCCUUAAGAUAUGCAAAGGGUCCUACAAUCCACUACCAUCUCACUAUUCCUAUGAACUUCAUUACUUAAUUAAACAGAUGUUUAAGAGAAAUCCCCAGAAUCGUCCAUCAGCCAGUACUAUUCUUGCAAGAGGCUGCUUAACUAAACUUGUCAAAAAUUGUUUGCCUUCUGAGAUGACAAAUGAGUUUGAGCAGAUAUUAAAGGAAACCAAGAAACAUGAAGGCAAUGCAGCAAGACCAAAGGGUAAUGUCAUGGCUGGUGAAAGCUCAAAUAAUAAAGAAAAUAGGCAAAGUACAGAUCAAAGGAAGCAUAGCCCCUUAGAAAGGAAAAACACUACUAAGGAGUUGAGUGAAAGCACAAAGGAACAAAGGAAAUCUGAUGAAGAGGUAGGAACUUCUGAUGUCCUCCCAGGAAUCACUGAUUUGUCACAUCCCCAUAGGAAGCAAUGGGAAAAGAGGAUAUCCAACACUGUAGUGGAUGUCCUGGAAAAUGCAUCCUUGCUUUCUUCCAGUUUUACAUCUGAAGAGGCUAACAGUGGCUGUGUUGUAAACUACAGUGAAAAUAAGCCACGUAAGCAGUGGAACAAGGAAACUCCUCAGACCCUGAUGAACAUCCUCAGUAACGCAGAUGUCAGCUUAGCAUUCAAAACAUACACUAUUUAUAAACCAGCUGCUGAAAACGUAUUAAGAGGUCCACUUUCUGAUGAAACUGAAGCAUCUGAUGAAGCAGAUGGUGAACAUGAAGCUAUUGCCAUAGAUUCUGAGAGAUUUGAGCCUAGAUCUGAUGAAGAUGACACGUAUGUCCAAAUGACAUCCUCGUAUUUUUGUUUUCUCUGGGACUUCGAGGAAGAUGACCCAGACUGGGUGUCGGAACUGAAAACAGUAUUGAAACACAGCAACUGA